Messenger RNA from Sesamum indicum (sesame), 1228 nucleotides. RefSeq lists its product as uncharacterized. The record is from RefSeq and is a predicted model, not a curated record. NCBI's taxonomy places the organism in Eukaryota, Viridiplantae, Streptophyta, Magnoliopsida, Lamiales, Pedaliaceae.
CAAGAGCAGAAGGCAGAAGUAGAACCUCCUCUCUCUCUCUCUCUCUCCCCCCCCCUCUCAUUCUCUCUCUUCCUCACCUCUCUGUUUUGUUGUCUGGUAGUGCUGUUAUUCUUAGAUAUCUGGGCUUCUUUCCUUUCCCUUUUUCCUUCUCUACACUGUCACUCCCUCCCUAUUUCCAUCUAUCCAUUUAAGAUCGCUUUCUCUCUCAACCCCACAUACUAUUUCCCUUUCCUGUUGCAAAAGAAUAAAGCAAAAACAACCCCAUUUUUCACCCCUUUAAAUGGGAUCCCCCCAUGCCCACCAAUACAAAGCACCCACAAAUAUCCCUUCUGAAUCACAAGUCAAUACCCAAGAUUCUUGAACCACCCCUCGUUCUUUCUUUCUUUCUUCACGCCAUUCCUUAAUUUCCUUCCAUGGAUGAGUUUAACUGGAGGAGGAGGCAUGUGCCCGCGUUUGGGAGCUGGGAUUGCGACGACGACACGCCUUUCACGCAGUGCUUUGAGUCGGCGAGGCAAGCGGGCAUGGUGCGGUACAGCUACUGCGAGGACCGGGACUUGUACGUCGCCGGUGAUCUGUACGAGAAUGAUGUUGUUACUCCUGCUAUGAUUGUUGUUCCUCGCCACCGGGGAAAAGUAGGAUAUGCAAAAGGGAAAGAAGGGAAAAAGGAUGGGUGGGUGGUGUGCGAUUAUGACUGUGAAUUGAAAGCACCACCAAUCCCUGUCUCGACCUCCCCCGCUCCUCCACCUAGACGAGCACCGAAAGCUGUCGAUGAAGAUUUGUACAAGAUCUCCCCGGAUAUCCUCCGUGCCCACGGCAAAAGGAAGAGAGCAUGGGGUUUCUUUUCAAGCUGCCUGCGCCCAGCUUGUGGCUCUUGAACUCUGGUGAAAUCUCAUAUAGGAAGGACCGGUACAUACAUGGCAAGAAACAGACAACAAUUGUUACUGCUAAAGCUGAAUUAUAUCAUGGGGUGUUGGAAUAGUGUGAUUUGAGUGUAGUAAGCAAAUGGAAAGAACCCAGAGAUAUAUAUUUGGGGUCAAGGAAUUAGAACUCAUCAAUAUCAUAUGGUAAUGGAUGAGUGAGUCUUGUUGCUCACUGUUUCUUGGCACUUCUUUUCAUCUCUUUUGAGUGCUUUUAUGCAGAGCAGUGAAUAGUAAAAGUUGUCAAGGCUUGUGAAAAGUAAAAGGUUUCCUUCCCCAUGCUAUAAUUACAGAGUGUUCCUCAUCAGUCU